Molecule: messenger RNA, 4325 nt
Organism: Ahaetulla prasina
Lineage: Eukaryota; Metazoa; Chordata; Lepidosauria; Squamata; Colubridae
Product: NLR family CARD domain-containing protein 3-like
Exons: 8
Coding region: 70-2910 (946 amino acids)
Biological process (GO): positive regulation of inflammatory response
Cellular component (GO): cytoplasm
Source: RefSeq, a predicted model, not a curated record
UUCUGCGUUCUAAGUGUAAUGGAGAACAUUUGCUAGGACCACAGACCUUCUAGACUGUAAGUUCUGCAGAUGGCUGAUUUUGCACAUUGUUCGCAUCUAAUCCAGGGCUAUUGGGAUCAGCUCGUGCAUUGGCUCGAACCAUGUCCAGCUCCUCUACUUCACUGGCUUCAUGGCUCUGCCUUCAUCACUCGGUCAGAAUAUUUCUCCUUACUGGAGGUCAGACCCAAGAAGAACCAGGUCAUUUCCAUUCUGGAGAGAGUCUGCCACGAGCCGGCAGCAAGCCAAAUAUUUCUGGAGAAGCUGAAGGAGCUGCAAGAGAUCUACAACCCUGAACUUCAGCACUGGCUGCAAGAGACAGUAUUCAUGCGAAGCAAAACGGAACUUUUUAUAAUUUCACCAGAUCAUCCCCUUAAAACUUCCAGAGGGAAGUCGCUGAUGUUUUGGCAAACCAGAAAAUAUAAAUUGCCACGGAUAUCUGCAGAUAUGCAAAAGAACAAUAGCUCAACUUUCCGGAAGGGCUUGGACCGACAACUCAAAGCUGCCCUGCAAAACCACCGUCGCUUGUUGCUGACCCAAACCGAGAAGCUGCGCACCAACAUGGAAGAUACCGAGCCUUGCAAAAGUCCAGAAGUCUACUACCCUGACCUCCUCCUCCUCAACAGGCUGCCCUAUUCCAAUCCCACCAGCCACGAUUACUUGCAGCUGGCUUCUCAUCAGACCUGGUUUCGUUCCUACCAUGCCUCCUCCCAUCUGGAUCUGUGUCACCUUUUCUCUCCUUUCCCCCAGGAGAGCUCCCUGCCUCACCGGGUGUUGCUGAGCGGCCCUGCCGGUAUCGGCAAGACUGUCCUUGUCCAGAAGAUCCUUCAUUACUGGGCGCUAGGCAGAGCCUUCCAAGGUUUUCUUGGAGUCCUGAAUUUUUCCUUCCAGGAGCUCAGCCUCAUCACUGCAACCCAGAGUUUGGAAGACUUGAUCCGCCGUAAGUUCGCGCAUCUGAACGGAGUCCUUUCUGCACUGCUGGAGCGACCGAGGGAACUCCUCCUGAUUUUGGAUGGACUGGAUGAGUUCAGACAUCUACUGGACAGCAAACAUCCCUGCCUCUGGCCGGAUGAGUCAGGCCACAUGAAAGAUGUGGUGUGCGGUCUCCUCUAUGGGACCUUGCUCCCCGAGGCCACCAUUUUGGUCACGUCCAGAUCUUCCGUUCCUCUUCCACCUGAACUUUUUAACCGUCAUGUUCUUAUCCUCGGUUUGCAAGAAGCACAGGUGAAGGACUAUGUCUCCCAGUUCUUCCAGAGCUCCAGACAUGGCAUGGAAGUGAUGAACUACCUCUCAACUCAGCAUGGCUUAGCCAACUUUACCUUCCUUCCUCUCUACUGCUUCGUUCUCUGUUCAGCUCUGGACCAAUGCUUCUCAGAUGAAGGGGCCCCCUCACCCAGCACCAUCACUGAGCUCUAUCUGCUUUAUGUGUGCACCAUCCUGAAGUUACACCAAGUUCCUUCUGGACAAGAAGAAGCAGUGAAGUGGGAUUUGAGGAGGGAGAAAGAUUUGCUGCUGCAGCUUGGUCAGUUGGCCUAUGUUGGUCUGCUAAGGGGACAGACUGUGUUCUAUGCCGAUGACCUACAGGAGUUCGGUUUUGAUCCAUGGAACCUGCCUUUUUAUCUGAAUCAGAUCUUCUUCAAGGAGACCAAUGACAUCUACAUUUUUUCCCACUUGACGGUACAGGAGUUUUUGGCUGCAUUAUACUCCGUGGUUAACUUGGACUUCAACGCUGGGGAAUUAACUUAUUGCCUGGAUCUCUGGUGGAAUGGAAAAACUCCAGAAGAUCGAGAUACCGGUAGCUUUCUGAACCCAACAGAGAGAUCUGCUAGUGGAUUUUACAAUUAUACCUGGCAAUCUCUGAAUAGACACCCACAGUGGGACAAACUGCAAAUGUUUUCCAGGUUUUUCAUGGGGUUGUUGACCUCUAGACUGGAAGGCAAGUUGGAAGGACUGCUUGGGAGUAAUUGGGAAGGAGAUCCAGUCCUACUUUUGGCAGACUGGUUUGGGAAAAAGGCUUCGUGUGAAUCAGGUCUGAAGUUGCUGUCCUUGAUACAUUGCUUGGCGGAGCUGCACCAGGAUGACGUGACCCAGAAGGUCAUUUGCAAGAUGGGUGAGGUGGAUCUGUUCACGGUGACACUGAACCGAGCAGAUUGCGCGGCUUUGGCCUAUGUUUUGAGUUGCUCAAAGUCUCAGGUGCUCCAGAAUCUCAACUUAAGCUACAGCAAUAUGGGCACUGGAGGACUGAAACAGCUGCAGGACCAUCUCCAUCGCUGCAAAACUUUGCAAUUGCAAUACAAUUCUCUGGACUGGGAAGCAGCAGAAAUCGAAGCGAUGGUUCUAAGGUCCCCCCAGUGUUGUCUGGAAAAACUGGUGCUUUGUGGGAACCGGCUGAGUUCCCGUGGGGCGAAUCUCUUAUGGAAUGUCCUUCGCGAUAACACCACCCUAGAAGAGUUGCACUUGGACCUCACGAAUCUUACGGACAGAGGCCUCGAUAACAUUUUGGAUUGUCUAUCAGGAAAUACAACUCUCCGGCUCCUUAGCAUUACAGGGAACAGAUUUAGCCAAGCAGGCCACCAUAUCCUAUCUGAAUUGCAUCGCAGAAAACCAAAACUUAAGAUCGUCAGCAGUUUCCUAUCUGAUACGGCGUUGCUCCAGAAUUAUCUGGACUGGGUGGACAAGCUCACAAUUGAGCAAAUGGAGUCGGUGAGCAAUGCUGGAGCCCUGGACACGAUUCUGGAAACUUUGAUGGACACAGAUGAUCCAGAAGCUAGCCAGGAAGCUCAGGAAAAAGCUGGAGAGCUAAAGAAAAAGAUCUUUGCCAUCCGGAAUGAUGACAAAACAGAAGAAAACAGCAACAAAUCCUAUUUAAUCUGAUCUGUGAAGCAGGAGGGUUUUGGUGAGCCAAAAAGCGUUAUCAUUUCACAGAAUUUCUCGUCUCUUUAUUUGAGCCCAUCCACGCUGCUUGUUAAAUAAAGGAAUACAGGUAGCCUUGGAUUUUGCUAGCAUUCGUCUGGCGACCGUUCCAAGUAACUUACGACCGAUAGUCCUCGACUUACAACCCAUUCGUUUAGUGACCGUUCAAAGUUAGAACGGCACCGACCCAAGUGACUCGUGACUAUUUUUCACAGUUAUGACCUUCGCAACAUCCCCCAUAAAUCAGGCGACCAACAUUCAAACGCUGGCCCACAGGUUCAUAUUCAACUUGAAGAGGCGUGGACUUCAACUCCCAGAAUUCCCCGUGGCUGGCUAGGGAAUUCUGGGAAUUGAAGUCCACACAUCUCAAAGUUGCCAAGGCUGAGAAACACUGGCUGAGCUCUGAAACACCAAGAGGCUAAGGAAGCCCAAAUCCUCCCUCUUUUCCUCCAUCUCAGAGAAGGAUUUUCAUAAACCCAAAUUUGUUUUUCUGACAUUUCUGCAACAUUUAAGGAGCAUAAGCUACAACGCUUCCCCCCCCUCUCCCAAAAAAAGCCAUUAACAAUAAAACAAAUCUAUUGACUGAAACGUGCAGACACUAAGACUUUGGGUAGAUCUAAAGCGUGUGUCAAUCUUCCUAAUGGACAUUUCUUCAGCAGCAGCCACUACCUGUGUCGGCUUCACCACAAAAUUUAACUGAACAGAAUUGGAAGGGACCUUGUAGGUCAUCUAUUCCAAUCCCAAAGCAGGAGAUACUACACCAUUUCUGACAAAUAGCAGUCCAGUUUCUUUCUUCAACGCUUCCAGUGAUGAAGCUUCCACAACUUCCGAAGGCAACUUCUGUUCCAUUGGUUGAUUCUUCUCACUGUCAGAAAAUUUCUCCACAUCUCAGGUUGAAAAUCUCCUUCAGUUGUUCUGUUUCCAUCUCUUAUUCCUGCACAAGUCAAAAAGAGGGCUGUGAAAAUAUUUACGGACCCCUCACAUCCUGGACAUAAACUAUUUCAACUCCUACCCUCAAAAUGAUGUUCUAGAGCACUGCAAACCAGAACAACUAGACACAAGAACAUUUUUUUCACCAAUGCCAUCACUCUGCUAAACAAAUAAUUCCCUCAACACUGUCAAAUUAUUCACUAAGUCUGCACUAUUAAUCUUCUCAUUGUUCCCACCACCCAUCUCCUUCCACUUAUGACUGUAUGAUUGUAAAUUUGUUGCUUGUAUCCUUACGAUUUAUACUGAUAUUGUUUCCUGAUUGCUUCUUUGUACCUUAUGACUAUCAUUAAGUGUCGUACCUUAUGAUUCUUAAUGAAGGUAUCUUUUCUUUUAUGUACACUGAGAGCCUAUGCACCAAAGACAAAUUCCUUGUGUGUCCAAUCCCA